This is a messenger RNA of Cucumis melo (muskmelon), 1601 nucleotides long. RefSeq names its product probable protein phosphatase 2C 25. The transcript is spliced from 4 exons. The coding region runs from base 150 to 1328 and encodes 392 amino acids. The record is from RefSeq and is a predicted model, not a curated record. Lineage: Eukaryota; Viridiplantae; Streptophyta; Magnoliopsida; Cucurbitales; Cucurbitaceae. Gene Ontology annotation, molecular function: cation binding; protein serine/threonine phosphatase activity. Gene Ontology annotation, biological process: protein dephosphorylation.
CCCCUUUUUCUCUUCCAUUUCCUCCGAAACCCUAAUUUAAAAUUCUUCCAAAUUGGAACGACAAAUCGAUACUUGAAGAAAAAUUCUUACCUGGGUUUUGAUUCUCUUGAGUUCUUGAAUUUGGGUUUUUCUUUUACAAGCUUUUUAAUAUGUCUAUCUCUGUUGCGGUUUCCAAUUCCCCGGGAUUUUCCCCUUCAUCCUCCAUGUUCUGCAACAAGACCUCGAUCAUUUCUCCGGCGCCGGAGGCGUUGACGCUCACUUUAGCUCAUUUGAAGUCAUCGCAGGCUUCUUCCUCUUGCUCUUCAUCUCCUUCUUCUCCUUCUUCCCCUUUCCGCAUUCGGUUUCCGAAGCCCCCUUCUGGGCUUUCGGCAGCGGCGGCAGCGGUGGCGCUCGCUUCAACUUCUUCUCCUUCGUCAUCGUCGUCGAGCGCGAUCUUGAAAAGGAAGAGACCCGCUAGGUUGGAUAUUCCGUUGACACCUUUGAGUUUUGGCGCUCCGGUGAUGCCUUCGCCAUCGUCGUUUAGGGAGGUGGUGGAAGCCGAGAGAGAUGGGUAUUCUGUGUAUUGUAAGAGAGGUAGGAGGAGAAUUGCUAUGGAAGAUCGGUAUUCUGCUGCUGUUGAUAUUAAUGGAAAUUCUAAAGAGGCGUUUUUUGGUGUAUUUGAUGGACAUGGAGGUGUAAAGGCAGCUGAAUUUGCAGCAAAUAACUUAGAGAAGAAUGUUUUGAAUGAAAUUGAGAGAAUGGGUGAUAAUGAAACUGAUUUUGAACAAGCUAUUAAACAUGGCUACCUCACCACAGAUUCUGAUUUCCUCAAGGAGGAUCAACGUGGUGGUUCUUGUUGUGUAACGGCCCUUAUCAAGAAAGGCAACCUUGUUAUUUCCAACGCCGGUGAUUGUCGUGCCGUUCUCAGCAGCCAAGGUGUUGCCGAGGCCAUCACUUCCGACCACCGCCCAUCCCGGGAAGACGAAAGGCACAGGAUCGAGUCCACGGGUGGAUAUGUUGAUUUGUGCAAUGGAAUUUGGAGAGUCCAGGGAUCUCUGGCUGUAACAAGAGGAAUUGGGGAUGCUCACCUCAAACAAUGGGUGAUAGCCGAACCGGAGACAAGGGCAAUUCGUAUCGAGCCACGACACGAGUUCUUGAUCUUGGCCUCAGACGGAUUAUGGGAAACGGUGAGCAAUCAAGAAGCAGUUGAUAUUGCACAUCCGUUGUGUGUAGGAAUGGAGAAGGCAGAGCCAUUAAUGGCUUGUAAAAAGCUUGUGGAGCUUUCACUUUCAAGAGGUUCAGUUGAUGACAUUAGUGUAGUACUAAUUCAAUUGGCUAACUUCAUCUAAUUUGGUAUUAGUUUUAGUGUAAUAUUUAUAGUAGAGAGGAUGAUAAUGAUUUGAUGAUGACGACGCUGCUGCUGCUGCUGCUGCUGCCUGAAAAUUUGAACUAACCCCAUAAUUUUAAUGAGAAUAGGGGGCUGAUGGGAGGGGAAAAUUUUGUCUCUCUGAUUAGCCUUUCAAAUCUAAUUAGGGUUUUGUGAAUGUAAUUUGACUGAUCAUAUUCUUUUGUAUUUAUGACUCCAAUUUUUAAUAAUAUCCAUAUUUAUUAUGAUUCCUUCA